AUGGUCCCCAGCAACACCACGGCUCUUUAUACCAGUGAUGAGUGGGAAUGCAGUGACAAUCCGGCUGGGAUUGCAUUCUGGAGUGCUCUACAGGUUCUAACUGCCAUUCUGGGAUUGCCAGCCAAUGUGGCAGUGCUGUGGAUUUUACUGAGGAAACAAACUGCCAUCUCCUCUUCUGAGGUGUUCGUACUGAACCUGGCAGUCAUGGAAGCUUUGUUCUGCUUCAAUACACCCCUUGAUAUAUAUAAUUAUUACUGUCUUGGUAAUAGCAUUGUUAACGUGGUAGACUGUGUUGUCUAUUAUUGUAAUGUGUUCGGCUGUCCUCUGUUCCUUUGCUGUAUCUGUGUGGAGCGUUAUGUGGCCGUGGUGCAUCCAGUCACCUACCUGGGGUUCAAAUCUCUCACCUAUAGAGUGCUGUGCUCUGCUGUGGCUUGGGCCAUUGCUUUGGCAUUCUCCAUCUACUUAACUAUAACAGAAGACGACAUUUUAUAUGUACACACAGGUUUCAUCUCUGCCUUGUUUAUUGUCAUGAUUUUCUGUAACCUCUCCAUCCUGAGGAUCCUGAGGAGGUCUGCCCCAGGGAGAGACGAGAUCCACCCCAUGAUGAAGAAAGCCUUCCACAUGGUUUUUACCAUUUUAAUGCUUGUGUUAGUUUCCUAUUCCCCAAUCGUAGCCAUGUUCCCAUUUAAAGCAUAUUUCAAUAAGACUACAUUUCUAUGUUAUAUCAUGCCAGCAUGCUAUUGCUUUUUUAUCCCCAAGAGCUUCAUACAGCCUUUGCUCUACCUGUCUAAUGUGGAUACAUUGUCUUGUGCGCAGUUUGCAUGCAAUGGAGGGUGCUGUGUAGCACUGAGCCCCACUGCAUGAAGUCAACAGAAAACACGUUCCAUUGGAGAGCAAGUAGCUUCUAAUGACAUUUCAAACCAGACACAAGCACCUCCGUCAGGCAAUACAGACAUCUCAGUGAAACUCGUUGUUUAAGAAUCAGCCCUCAGACCAGCUCAGAGCGAUUGCAAACAUCAUUACCAGUUUGAAAUGUCAUGUCAGGCUCGUUGCUCUAGAAGGGAUUUUUUAACUGUGUGAUUCUGCUCUUUAUUGGCUUCAGGUUGUUUUUAUUGUGUAAAAGUCGCUUGCCUCUCCAUUGUAAAUAGAUCCUCUUCAUCCUGUUAGGUGGGUGAGACUCCAAAUCAAAGCUUCACUACAUUCUAGUGUAUACAAUGCAUGUUUUACUUAGUAGAAGAAGCCAUUAAGAAUGACAAAUCCGAUUAUUCUAGGGUGAAAAUACUAGGAUGUUUUCAAAUAACCUUUAGCACAAUAUACAAUUUUAAAUACUCAUGCUUGAUUUUGCUUUGUUGAAAAUGUCUAGUACAUAGUACGCAUCUUGUACUUAGAAUAAGAAGCCGUUAAGAAUUAAAUUAAAAUAUAAUAAGCAUAGGCUAUUUUUGUUAUGUUUUAGCAAAAUAUAAGAUUUUAAAAACGCAUUGUUGAAUUAUAUUGUUGAAUAUGUUAAUAUGAACUGUAAAGUAGAAAUAUA
Molecule: messenger RNA, 1531 nt
Organism: Acipenser ruthenus (sterlet)
Lineage: Eukaryota; Metazoa; Chordata; Actinopteri; Acipenseriformes; Acipenseridae
Product: proteinase-activated receptor 3-like
Exons: 1
Coding region: 1-864 (287 amino acids)
Biological process (GO): phospholipase C-activating G protein-coupled receptor signaling pathway; positive regulation of Rho protein signal transduction
Cellular component (GO): membrane
Molecular function (GO): G protein-coupled receptor activity
Source: RefSeq, a predicted model, not a curated record